Messenger RNA from Agrilus planipennis (emerald ash borer), 1533 nucleotides. RefSeq lists its product as uncharacterized. Gene Ontology annotation, biological process: negative regulation of cAMP-dependent protein kinase activity. Lineage: Eukaryota; Metazoa; Arthropoda; Insecta; Coleoptera; Buprestidae. Gene Ontology annotation, molecular function: cAMP-dependent protein kinase inhibitor activity. The transcript is spliced from 2 exons. Gene Ontology annotation, cellular component: nucleus; cytoplasm. The coding region runs from base 289 to 666 and encodes 125 amino acids. The record is from RefSeq and is a predicted model, not a curated record.
UACGUUUACAUCUAUGGUUUACAUUAUUCACAAGAUAAUAGAUUAGAUUUACAACAAUAGGUAACAUGGCUGUUAAAAUAUAUUAUUGGUAGACGUAUGUAGCACGGUAAUACAUACAAUAGCAGCACGUAUGUAGUUUAUUUACGAAUGACAGCAGUGGUGUGUUAAAUAUCGAACAAAUGAUUUAUUACAUAAAGCUGACGUACUUUGCUUUCCGGGUGUUCAUUACCCAUAUUUGUCUGGUAGGUUUUUAAAACAAAUUUUUAUUUAUUUUAUUUCGAUGAAAACAUGCCCAAGAGAGUGUCAAAGGUCUUAACCCUUAGAUCAAAAAUUGAAAAAACGAACUUGAAGAGCAAAAAGUUAAAUAGAUUGAAAGGCCUAAAAAUGUUAGCUGUGAUGGCAACAACACAACCAGGAAGUAGUGAUAAUACAUCUGUUGAUUCUGAUCAACCAAGCAAUGGUAAUUCAAAGGAUUUUUUAUCGACUGGUCGCACUGGAAGGCGCAAUGCUUUACCUGAUGUUUUUGGUGAGAAUGCUUUAGUUACUAGUUCAGAUUUGCCAGAUAAAUUUAAAAAACUAGCAACAAGCGACAACUUGCAGGACAGUUCGAAGGAAAGUGACAACCUAAACUCCAAUAAUAAAACCACUCCUUCAACCUCAAAAUGAUUUUUUUUUUAAGUAUUAAAAUUUAAUGUUUUAACUUAAUUUUCACAUGUGAUUAAAUUGAUUAAUCAUUAUUAGACUGAAUAAUAGAUAAGUUUUAAUACUGUGGAUAUAUUAAAAAAACCAUUUUGUAUUUAAUUGUUGCUGCAAAUAAUGAUAUAGUGCUUAUUUUGAUGCGUCUUUAUAUAUAUUAUGUGAUUUUUAGUAUUAGACUUUUGUUAGUUGUUUUAGUUAUUAAACGAAAAUAUGAUUAAAAAAAGUUUAAUUACAUAAAUAUGCAUUUUUAAUUAACACAAAACUGCCACAAAUUAAACUGAAAAAUAGUGGAAGCAUAAAUUGUUGUUGAAGGAAUCUCAAAUUAAUUAAAUGUUACUUGUAAUAUCCCGACUACAAUUAUUGUUAUUUGGUUUCGUUUGUACCUACAAUUUACUGCAUUUAGCGUAAAUUGUAUAUAGAAAAAUACAGUUAGUAGUAUCUAAUGACAGUAUGGCACUAGCUAGAAAUUUCGUAAUUUGUUAUUGUACGAUUAGCUACAAAAUAAUCUGUUUUGUGAUUGCCUUUGUUAAUUGGUAAUAUCCUGUUAAAAUUGUCGAUUUAUUUUAUAUGUUUAAUUUUGUGUAUAAUAUAUAUAAGUGCUGAUUAAUUUAGUCGAAUUUAUUGUUUUCAUUGAUAUAAUUUACAUUUUUAUUAUUCAUUUGCAAAACUACUUAAUGAAGAAAAUUUUUUUGCCUAGUCAUAGUUUUAAUUAGUAGUAAUUAAUAUAUCACCAAAUAUAUUUAUAAGCAUAAUUAACGCAAAUGUUCUAAAAACAUCAAAUUUGUGUUAUAUAUUAUGAUAAAUACUGUUAUUAAAUUGCAUUUUAAGAACUUA